This is a messenger RNA of Drosophila innubila, 2122 nucleotides long. Its product is annotated as zinc finger protein 135. Lineage: Eukaryota; Metazoa; Arthropoda; Insecta; Diptera; Drosophilidae. The transcript has 2 exons. The record is from RefSeq and is a predicted model, not a curated record. Gene Ontology annotation, cellular component: nucleus. The coding region runs from base 287 to 2044 and encodes 585 amino acids. Gene Ontology annotation, molecular function: zinc ion binding.
UGUGCUUCUUCUUCACUCGUUUGCUUGCGAUAGAGUCAGACACACAGCAAUCGACGACGCCAUUUUGAAGCGAGCGAGAGUGAAUGUGAUUGUGACUGUGACUGUGCAUCUGCCAAUACAAUUUGCGUGUGGUUUUUUAGUUGAUGCAACAGUACACGACGCGAAUGGCAAAUAGAAAAGAAGUUGCGCAUUAAAAUCGGCGCUUUGGAUUGUAAACAGAGAGAGAGAGAGAGAAGCGAUAACUGGAAAAUAAAAGUAAAAAGAUAUAUAACGAAUUAAUUGAAAGAUGAGCACCAGCAAACCAGGCGUGGUGCUCAACUGUCGCACAUGCACGCGUGCCUGUAAACAAUACAAAUCGCUGCAGGACGAGAUCGAGAUUGGACCAGAGGGCACCACAACGCUCUCCAGCAUGCUCAACUAUUGCUCGAGUCUGUCAUUUGAGCCGCAGGAUGGCGCUCUGAUGCCCCAGCACAUUUGCAUGCAUUGCCUGCAGCUGCUGGAGCAGGCGUUCAAUUUCAAGCGCAUGGUCAUUGAUUCCGAUGAGUUGCUGCGUCUCGGACUCGAAGAAGUGGACAACAACAAUGCCAAUGUCAGCGUCAAUUCGAAUGCUAACAUUGGCAACCAGGAGUUUGUAAUGAUCGAACUGCUUGGCAAUGAGACGGAAUCCGAUGCAACGGCCAAAACAAACUGUGCACCACAUGAUGUUGCCGCACUCGUCGAGACGUAUAGUGAACAGGAGCCGGAACAUGAGCAAGAUGAGUUUGUCAUCGAGGAGAUGACCGAAGCGGAGCCAGAGAUCGAUGGCGAUGUCGAGUUGGAGACAGAGACGGAAACGGAGGACGCAAUGGAGACACUAAAUGAUUUUCAACCGGCUGACAUUGAAUAUGUAACCAUAAAAACCGAAUAUGAUUCGCAAGUGGAGGAUGAGGAUGAUAUCGAGAUCAUGGACUCGCCACGCCUCGAGACGGUUAGUGAGCAAAUGCAAAUCCAAAUGCUUGAUGAUCAAAUGGUCAUCAUGUCUGGCGAAGAUCCCAUCGAUGAAGUGAUCGGCGAAGUGGAAGCAGACGAUAUACUGGACAUUGAGCGUGAGGAGCAUUUGCUAGCUGGUGACAGCGAGGAGUGUGAUGAAUAUCUGGAGGAUUCAAUGGAUGAGACUGCCUCGACACAGGUAGUUACUGGUGUUGGCGGUGGCGUUGGCGGUGAAGUCUUGCCGCAUGUCUGCCAUGUCUGCAAUAAGGCAUUCCGUCAACAGUGUCGCCUUAAUCAGCACAUGCGCUCCCAUGUGGAUGAGAAGCUCUACACGUGCGAGGUGUGCGGCAAGAAGUUGAAGCACCUGCGCAACUACAAGGAGCACAUGUUGACCCACACGAAUGUGAAGCCACAUCAGUGUCUGGUCUGUGCCCGCUUCUAUCGCACCACAUCAAGUCUAGCGGCGCACAUGCGCACCCAUGCCGAGGACAAGCCCUACAAGUGUGAACAAUGUGGACGCAGCUAUGCGGCCUUUGAUCAUCUCCGGCGACACAAGCUGACGCACACGGGCGAGCGUCCCUAUGCCUGUGAUCAGUGUGAUAAGGCCUAUUACGACUCCUCUUCACUGCGUCAGCACAAGAUUAGCCAUACGGGCGAGAAGGCAUUCACGUGCGAAAUCUGCGGCGUUGGCCUUUCUCAAAAGUCGGGCUACAAGAAGCACAUGCUGGUCCAUUCGGGAGAGAAACCACACAAGUGUCCCAUCUGUGGACGUGCCUUUACCUUCACCAGCAACCUGAAUGCCCAUGUCCGUCUGCAUUCGGGCGAAAAGCCAUUCAAAUGCGACAAAUGCAUGAAGGCCUUCCCCACCAAAAAGCGCCUUAAUAGCCAUCUGCGUGUUCACAACAAGGAGGCGCCGGUGACCACAACCAGCAAUACGAUGACCACAAAUACAAAUAUAAAUACCGCCAGCAUGCAUUCGGAACGGAGCUUGACGGCCGGCCGUCGCACCGCCAUGAAUAUGCCAGAUGUAACCGAUCAGCAGGUGUCCACAUCCAAAGUGGUUGUUGUCCUCUAAAUACAAUCACUCAAUCACUAGUCACUAAGCAUAGUUUUAGAACAUACAUUACUUAUACUACAUACAUCCACUAAACUA